AUGGACAAGCUGUCGGAUGCGUCGGCGAGUUUCGCCUGCCUCAGAUACGGCGAAUGCACGGCCAGCUCGAUUGUCAAGGCGCUGGACAACUUCUUGGUAGCCGUGCAACAGAUGAAGGACAUCGUGAUGGUGCCCAGCCGUCUGCUGGACAUGACGUCGACGAUCACCGAGGUGCAGCAUGAAAGUGGCGGCGACGGAUACGCCGCCUUAGUUCCUUUCGUGGACGCGGAAAACGCUGCCAGAGAGUAUCCGCUGUUCACCUUCUACCAAAUGCUACAGAUGAUCCGCAACGAGCUGGUCAGUGGUACCAGUUGCGGCGACGGUGACGGCGACGCGACGACCGGCCACGAGCAGUGUCAAGUGGACGAACAGAUGCAUCGUAUGGCGAACGCGUUCCAACAGCAUCUGCAAGGUCUGUUCACGAUUCUUCGCCAGCUGACCAAUACAGCCGUCUACCUCUCGAAGCGUUACCAAGAUGACGUCGACAAACGCGACGUACCUCAGUCGUCGUGGUAA
Soboliphyme baturini is the source of this 516-nucleotide messenger RNA. The record is from the annotation of a GenBank genome assembly. Lineage: Eukaryota; Metazoa; Nematoda; Enoplea; Dioctophymatida; Soboliphymatidae.